Penicillium argentinense is the source of this 537-nucleotide messenger RNA. RefSeq lists its product as uncharacterized. The record is from RefSeq and is a predicted model, not a curated record. The transcript has a single exon. Lineage: Eukaryota; Fungi; Ascomycota; Eurotiomycetes; Eurotiales; Aspergillaceae. Bases 1 to 537 code for a protein of 178 amino acids.
AUGCUGUUAAAGCGAAAUCUCCCCUUUUCCUAUGCAUUCCAUUUCCCGCCGACUAUCAAUCCAGCACCUCCAUCCACCACAUCCACAGCGUAUCUUCCAGCAACUAUCAAAUCCACAAGCACAAUGAACCUUCAAUCCGGACUCUACAUCAUAACUUUCGCCCUCCUCACCCUCCUGGAUCUCAUCACAGCCGAAGCAGCCCCUCCCCCAACCCAACCAUCCAACCACCCCAGUCCCAAAUACAAUUGGCGCCUCGAUCUAUACCACAAGAAACAAUGUAGUGGCUCCGCAACCAAUGUCUCCGGCGUGGGAUCAACGUGCUGUCGAAAUGAUGUGCCGAGCGGUGGAGCCCUGGCAUUUAUCAAGGUAGACCUCGAUCCGCACUGCAAGGUGUCGCUGUAUAAGGAUGGCAAGUGUUCGCAUGAUCAGCGGGUCGGGGAUAUUCACUCUUCUUCUGGGUCGAGGUGUGCUGUUACUUCGUCGAAGAAGAAGAAGAAGAAGAAGCAUAUUAAGAGUUAUAAAGUUGAUUGUCAGUAG